Messenger RNA from Orbicella faveolata, 2249 nucleotides. RefSeq names its product dynactin subunit 2-like. Gene Ontology annotation, cellular component: dynactin complex. Lineage: Eukaryota; Metazoa; Cnidaria; Anthozoa; Scleractinia; Merulinidae. Gene Ontology annotation, biological process: microtubule-based process. The record is from RefSeq and is a predicted model, not a curated record.
GACAGUAUGUGUCCUAAUACAUGAACUACUUACCUGGAAGAGAGGUUACAAAGUCGUAACGAGAAGAAUCAUGGCAGUGAGGAGUAAAUAUUCCGAGCUGCCGGGAAUUGACAAUCAGCCAGACGUUUAUGAAACACCUGAUGUUGUGGAGAAGUUAGCUGAACAAAACGGCGAUUCGUCGACACAGAAUGGUGAUGAAAAUAUUCACGUGUUAAAGAUUGAUGCUAAGGAAGCAUUUGAGAAGUUCAGUGGAAAAUAUUUGGAUCCUGGGGAUGCAGAUUUUUCAGGGCGGUGUGGUCCUCGGCAAAUGCAAGGCUAUGCUACAAAAACUGAGUUUGAAAUGCUGGGUGAUGGAGUGGCCAAAGAGACACCACAGAACAAAUUUAACAGACUUCAGCAUGAGAUUCGAGAACUAGCAGAGGAACUUGAGCAGAUAAAGCCGCAGCACCUUUCUAUUGUUAAGUACUUCGUAAAUUAUGUUCACUUGUUAGACCCUGAGUUCUUCUCUUCCCACUAUUCACAAAUCUGUUAUUGUUGCUUGAAACAGGCUUUGACAGUGGCCUCAACACCUCAAGCAGGAUUAUCUCAACGCCUGCAGACUCAACUUGAAGCUUUCAAAACCACUGAAACAGUGGGCGGAAAAGAAGCUAAGAGCGACGAUGGUUGUGUUACAUACGAACUAUUUUACAAACCAGAACAUGCUAAGUUUAAUCAGCUCUCAAAGAUCAGUGAAAUGGAACAGCGGGUGCAGAAACUGGAGACAGUUCUAGGCAGUGACCCAACUCAUUUGGUAGAUAACAAGCUAUUUCUUUGCUUCUUUAUCUCUUUGUUAAUGCAUUAUAUAGUUUUGUUGUGGAAGACAUCUUUAAAUGGAAGCUGGCCCCACAGAGUGAUUAAAGGCACUGGACUGAAAUCUGGAUUUAUAACAAGCUCCUGGUCAUACCUAUUAAAACACAUUCAGCCAGGUUACUGUCCCUUUGAAGCGUGUUCCUUAUUGUAUUUCAUUCUUCAGGGAAUAUUACAUCAUGUCAGUGUUCUAUCAGAGAAGAAAGAAGAAGCUGAAAAUGCAGCUAAGCAGAGCAAGGUGACUGAACUUUAUGAACUUCUGAACAAGUGGGAUUCGUUUGUAGAUGUUGUGCCAGAUCUGGUAUGUACUGCUAGCUCUUGUCAGGAAAUGGGCACAGUUCAGGAUGAACACGAGGAGAAGAAACUCUCGCCAGUUGUGCUGUCACAAGAGGCGGCAGCAUCAGCUCUCGAGGCCAAGGUUGCUAUGCUAGAUGCCAAUCAUAUCGAGCAUAUUGAUGCACGUUUCGAAUCAUUUUUUUUUUCCUUUCAGCUGGAAGCCAGCUUCACGUCCAACGUGGCAGUCAUUGAAGCUAACUGUGAGCGAGUUGAAGCGAGAGUGAACGCUCUUCUGGAAAAAUUCGAAACCAAAGGGCGGUGAUGGAGAAAUAAAGAGUAGGAUGCAUAGCUACUUAACGGAUAAAUAAGUUAACAAAAUACUGGAAUUUAUGGUAUAUACUGAUCUUUUAUGUUUUGGAAAAUGUGUAAGUUUCACCUCGGUUUUUAUUUUUGUUAAUUUUGCGAGUUCCGCGAAAAUUUAUCUAUAAAUUAAGAAAGGCAAAUAUUAUCAACGUGUAUCGCGAAACAGUUGUCCGCGAAAUUUUCGCUAACCAAAUUUGCAGUCUUUUCUUAAACUGUAAACCUUGCGUUAAAGUAAAAGGCAUUUGGGGUACUUGGUUGUCACGCAAUGCUCCUCGUAAGGACUUAUGUUUGCGUGACAUCCCAAUAAUCUAUUGUCCAAUCAAGACAUAGCAUAGGUAGCCUAAAAUUGGGACGUCAGGCAAACUUGCCCAAGCUUCUUUACACCGUCGGAAAGGGUUUUUAUUAUUAGAUAUGCUCUUUACAGAAUUAAAUUAUAAUGUUUAGAAAGACUUCUCAGGUGGAAAGAAUAUUUAUUUUGUCGGUUCUUUGAUCCGACCUUCUGGAUAGGGCAUAGUUAGAAUAACAAAUCAGAAAUGGGCUUUGACAAAUUUCAGAUGAGUGUAUUAGGGUAUGAUAAUUUUCGCUAUGACUGAUACUCGGGCAUCAAGUGUGAACACAGCUUUACCGGUAAGGACUUUUGAACUGUCAUUCAUCACAACUGUAGCUCGCAAUUUGAAAAGGCCUAGAGUGUAUGUUACAUGAAAGUUUAGCGAUGUCUGGUAGUAAAUGGCUUUGUUCUAAUAUAAGGCAAUAAAAAUUAUAUC